Messenger RNA from Helobdella robusta, 1089 nucleotides. RefSeq lists its product as hypothetical. NCBI's taxonomy places the organism in Eukaryota, Metazoa, Annelida, Clitellata, Rhynchobdellida, Glossiphoniidae. The transcript is spliced from 6 exons. The record is from RefSeq and is a predicted model, not a curated record. The coding region runs from base 1 to 1089 and encodes 362 amino acids.
AUGACAGAGGAAGGUGUCGACGUGGGAGAUCCUCAUCAUCAUCACCACUACCAACAUCAGUCUGCCGUCAAGCACGAACAAGGCCUGCCAACCCAGAUACUUGCUGCACCGACGCUGGCCACAGCGACGACUUCUUUACCAACUGCUUCCUCUUACAGGUGCUUCUCCAGCACCAGCAACAAAACUGCCUUCAAUGCUCUUCCCAUCGCAACCAACUUGUUUGUGACGCUUCCUCUGGGUCUCAGCAAGUCACAUUUCAUUUUUACAAAACCUCUGCUGCCGCUGCCUGAUCAGCUGACUUCCACGUUCGCGCAGAACCCAGCCACCAACGGCUGCAUGCCAACGCAAGAUGGCUUGUUGUUUUCAGGGAAUAGAUUGAAGAAUGCAGCCACCAACAACAACAAUAUCACUAUCUCAACAACAUCUCCAGCAACCGUUGACAGUGGCAUCGUCAGCAACAACAGCACCUUGAAGUCUAAACCUCUUUUGCAACCGUAUUUAAUAUCUUCACAGCCAAAAACAAUUAUUUUGAGAUCUAAUCCAAGCAGUCAGUCAGUUUUGCCAUGUCAGCAGAGCCUGAAUUUGGCUAGCGGCAACCAGUUCAUCAAAUUGUCUUAUACUCCUUCAUCGAAUUUAACCAUGAGACCAAUGCAGCUGCUGAAUGGAGAUGUCAACGAGGAAAGAAAAGUCAAAAGUUCUUUGGAAGUUGAACAGCAGCACUUACAGCAGCAGCAACAACUUUUAUUACACCACCAACAACAGCAAUUACAACUGCAGCAGAUGCACGUCGUCAAUAGAAAUAAUAACGUCAAAAUUAAUCUUUCCGCCACAGAAUCAAAAGUUUUUAUUCACUGUAACAUGGAGUUUGAUGAGGGCGUAUCACACAUGUAUCACACGAAAUCAGCAACAAACCACGCAACGCACACGUUCCAUGUGAUAGGCGUGAAUCUCUUUAUAUUCGAUCCCAGUAACUGCAGUGAUAGGACCAGGCGCUUCGAACCAUUGAGCCAUCACAUUAAAGUACUUUACCUUUUCAUUUACACUACACAAAAGUACUGGGACAGCUUAGUUGGCCGAGCUGAGAGGUAG